Daphnia pulicaria is the source of this 2771-nucleotide messenger RNA. RefSeq names its product protein peste-like. Gene Ontology annotation, molecular function: scavenger receptor activity. Bases 1184 to 2689 code for a protein of 501 amino acids. The record is from RefSeq and is a predicted model, not a curated record. Lineage: Eukaryota; Metazoa; Arthropoda; Branchiopoda; Diplostraca; Daphniidae. Gene Ontology annotation, cellular component: cytoplasm; membrane. The transcript has 10 exons.
UAGGGUUGGCCUUUGCCUUAACUUUGACUAUCUUGUGUUGAGGAUUUUUUCUGCUGAGUAAAGUGUAAUCGGAAACUUGUUGGUGCUAUUCCCUGGACUACGAAAAUGUUUUAGCUAUCGUUGCUUUCUUUUCUAAUUAACUUCUAGCUGUCGAGAUUUUCGGGAAAGAACAUUGCUGCGCCAGUAUGUAUGCAUGUUGCGAUGCGAUUGCAAUAAUAGACGCUCAGUCUUUUUUAUUCCUAUGAAAACAUCCACCGCUGCUUUUCGUUAACAUUAUUUAUGGCUUUGAUGUCACAUUUUUUACGCCUGUCUGGUAUGGACUUGAUUUAUCAGUAAUGCUAUCAAGAAAUGUAUCACGAUCGACUUUGUGACAGCACAGCUACUAUUUUUGGCGAGAUUUUUCAUCACUUCAUUUGCUUUACUUCCGAGAUGGACGAUAACACGGGUUCGUUGAUAUAGAAGAAGGAAGAGAACUGGUUUCAAGCCGCAUCCAAAUUUCAACUUUGACGUGAUCAAUGUGACCGUUUCACAAUCGAGACAUAGUAAUCCUCGGUAAUCCUUUGAAGGAAUGCAAAGUCGCUCUAGAGCAACUUAGAGACAGCCGAUAUGUUUCCGACAGAUUUUCUUGGUAGUUUAGCGUCGAAUCCUUGAAAUGAAUCGACUGUUUUUUUUUUUUUUUUAAUCUUUUCCAGGUUUCGAGCAUUGCGUUACAAUUGACUUUUCCUGUUUGCCAUCGUGAUAAGUAUUUAAGCAUUGGGUUUGGCAACUGCCACUAAAAAACCAUAGAUUAAAUUUUCUUAAUUAUUUUUCUUAUUAUUUCCACCAGCCCAGCAACACAUGCAACAGUCAGGUGUACCUUUGAACGCUACUUUACAUGAUUGAUUGUUGGUUUUUUAAUCAGAUUUUAAGCCCAGACGUGACAUUUCGAUACGACCUCCUUACUUAUCUUUGAUAGCCGAUGUGUUUAUUAAUAGUAGCAAGGAUACCACCUUUGGGAUUUUUCUUUUUGUUUGCAGGCCCAGUUCGAUAAACCCAUUUGUUGUUUGUACAUCGCUGACCGUGAGUAUAAGAGACAGAUAAAAGUAGGCUGCUAUUCCAUUAGUUCGAAGACGAGUCUCGGCAUCACUUUAUUGAUUUUAGUCCCUUAAAAAAAAGAGAAAGCGCAAUACCAAAUUUGUGCAAAAUGGGUCGUAGUCCCGUCUUUUGGGGUAUCACAGGUCUAACGGGUGCCAUCAUUGGUGUGACGUUAGCCGUUGGUCUACCUUUCCUCGUUAGUUUCAUAAUCGACCAGCAACUGAGACUCACACCGGGUACUAUUAUGUACAAAUUCUGGGAAACUUCACCCGUUCCGAUGUAUAUCCGAUUCUACUUGUACAACGUCACCAACAGCGAGGAUGUUCUCAGAGACAAUACGACGAAGCCUAUCGUCCAAGAAAUAGGCCCUUUUACUUACACGGAAGUGCAUGAGCGCGUCAAUGUGACAAGAUUGGAUCAUAAUUACACCCUCCAAUUUCAGCAGAAAAGAUAUUGGCAGUACGUGGAAGAAAUGAGCAACGGGUCUUUAGACGACCCAAUUACCACCCUCAACGUCCCACUUUUGAGUGCGGCGUACACGAUAAGAUUUUCUCCGCCGUUCAUCAAAACAGGGUUCAAUGCUUUCGUCAAAGCGACUAAUACUGAAGUCUUUAUAACAAAAACGGUGGACGAACUCCUUUUUGCCGGCUAUUCUGAUCCCUUGUUAGAUUUCGCUCAGUUAAUACCGCCAGGAUAUCUUGAUAUCCCUCAGGGCUAUGACAAGUUCGGAUGGUUCUAUGGGCGUAAUGGCUCCGAAAAAUUUGAUGGAACAUUCAAUAUAUUCACUGGUGUGGAUGACAUCAGUAAACUCGAUGUCAUGGACAUGUGGAAUUACAACUCUAAAACCGAGUAUUACGAAUCAUAUUGCGGGUACGUCAACGGAUCUUUCGGCGAAGGAUGGCCACCCAGAAGAGAACGAACUAGCAUAUCCAUGUAUUCUUCUGAUCUUUGCAGAUCCGUUACGUUGGACUACACGAAAGAUGUCAGCAAAAGUGGUGUGACGUUUUAUCGAUUUGCUGGAACGAAAAAUAUGUUUGCUAGCGCCGAGGAAAAUCCUGACAAUUGGUGCUUCUGUUCUGGCGGAGUCUGCAAUCCUUCAGGAGUCACAAAUUCGUCAACAUGCCGUUUUGGAUCUCCUGCCUUUGUCUCCUUUCCUCACUAUUUCUUGGCCGACCCUUUCUUCCAAGAGCAAGUGGAAGGAUUGAACCCUCAAAUUGAUUUACACGAGUUCCACAUUGAUCUAGAACCGCGCACAGCAGUUCCGUUACAAGUAGCAGCCCGAUUCCAAAUCAACAUUCUGCUGCAGUCUAUUAAAGGCAUCAAAAUUGUCGAAAACGUCAGAGAAGUCUACAUGCCAGUCAUCUGGUUCGGUGUAAGCGCCGAUUUAUCCGACCACUUGCUGGGCUUGAUCCAUUUCACCUUGAUAGGACCGUACAUUGGAUCUUUUUGUUUUUUCUUGCUUUUCGGUGGAUGUAUGGUUUUGGUCGCCAAAAGUGGAAUCAAAUAUGCAAAGAUGAACAGAAAACAACCAAAAACCGAAGCAACAGCAGAGGAAGAUAAAAGCGAGCGCAACAAUACGGAAUCGAUCGAACGUGAAAAUGAUCAAAUUCAAUAGAUAUAUGAACUGCACAUAUUAGGUGGAAUACUAAAACGGCCAGUCAGCCAUUAAUCAUUUAAAAAUAAACCACUGUAUUUAA